This is a messenger RNA of Gregarina niphandrodes, 921 nucleotides long. RefSeq names its product putative bacterial YaeB-like protein. NCBI's taxonomy places the organism in Eukaryota, Apicomplexa, Conoidasida, Eugregarinorida, Gregarinidae. The record is from RefSeq and is a predicted model, not a curated record. The coding region runs from base 1 to 921 and encodes 306 amino acids. The transcript has a single exon.
AUGAGUAUUGUGGGUUACGUGUACGAUGGUUCUUUUUACGAGAAGUGGGGCACCCCUCGACAGGGUCUAUGUUCCGGAGAAGCAAGCUAUGCUAGUAUCAAGUUGCUUGAGACUCUGGGCUGGGUGCCUAAUAGGGGUGAGGCAGUGUUGGUCUUGUUCUUAUUCCACCUGAAUACGAGUAAGGGCGCUAUUAUAGGUGGUCAGAACUUUGCCAAACUAAAUUCUCAAGUUACGGUGCCGAAACUGGUAGAGAAACGUGCCGUGUUCGCUACGAGAACCCCCCAUCGACCCAACCCUAUUGGACUGAGCAUCUGCUUUGUGGUUGAUGUUUGCCCAGGUGCUCUCCUGGUGUCUAAUGUGGACAUUGUUGUUGGUACUCCCAUUGUAGCCAUCUACCCAUAUCAAGUAGGCUACCAUAACCUACAAAACGCUCAUUUCCCCAAUUGGCUUACCAACGUACUCGACAACGUAACACCCAAUUUUGACGUCUGCGUCGAAUGUCUCUCCACCUGGACCAAAGCUAACCACACCAGGAAUGAGACCGACGUUCAAGCCAAGACCAACACUGACGACCAAACCAGUAACGAAAGUGGUAGUGCGAUCUCUGAGACUCUUAAACUUAUUUAUCAGACUAUGAAACAGGAUGCUCGCAGCGCAAGAUCUAAAACAGUACAUCCUAAUGGUACCUUCUGUCAUACGAUCAACGGCAAUCUCGUCGUCAUCUACCGCUACCGGGGAACGGACGCUGUAUGCAUCCUUGAUGUGGUCGACUGGAACGAUAGGGACCACGCAAUUCAGAUUUUCGGCUCUGCUGACUUGGCGGACAGAAUUUAUCAGGGAAGGACAUCUGGUAGAGCCCCUGAAGUUCUAGAUCGUAUCAAGACUCUACCACUCCGGUGCAGGCAUAAUUUAACCCCAUGA